Zasmidium cellare ATCC 36951 is the source of this 366-nucleotide messenger RNA. RefSeq lists its product as uncharacterized. Bases 1 to 366 code for a protein of 121 amino acids. The record is from RefSeq and is a predicted model, not a curated record. Lineage: Eukaryota; Fungi; Ascomycota; Dothideomycetes; Mycosphaerellales; Mycosphaerellaceae. The transcript is spliced from 2 exons.
AUGUCUACAGCAACCACCACCCUCCCCUCAGCCUGCUGCCGCGCCGGCGCCGGCAAAGACACCACCACCACCACCUGCGCCUGCGCCGCCCAAGCUACCUGCUCCUGCGGCAAAGAAUCCGCCCUGAACUGCACCUGCGCCAAGGCCUCUGUCGAGAACCGCGUCGAGGGCGUGAGAUGUUCGUGUAAUCAAAGACCAGCAGGCGAGUGUACCUGCAGUCGGAAGGAGACCGAGAAUGCGAAGGUUGAGGCAGGCGAGGCGUGUGGGUGUGGGAAGAGGGUGAGGGAUUCGUGUACGUGUGGUGGGAGUGAGGCUGCGGUGGCGGCGGGGAGUGAGUUGGAGACGGAUUUUACGGGGAGGAAGUGA